AUGGCAUCUGGUCAAAAGGACCUUCCAGUUGAAAUAGUCAAAAUCAUCCUCAGCAAAGUGAUUCUCCAAAUCCCAUUAGUACCCUCCGACACGAACGAUAGUGCUGACACUCCAUCACUUUGGCACGAUUACGUCACCCGCGUUCUCCAAUGGCGUUUACUUGGACGACCCUGGAGUGAUGCUAUCAUACGCCUUCUAUUUCAAAAUCUACGUUUGACUCGCGAUCCUAUGAUCAAGAGCCUCAUGAACAUGUGGACAGAAAAAUUUGCGGUUUUGCCAUCAAUGCGAUUACGUCCCGGUUCACUUCCAAACCUAGCUCAUUUCUACAUAUCCUGCCACCGUAAAAACCGUCGCGCGGCCAUUGACAUAUGUCGUAGAAACGAAAGACCAAUCAGCUGCCUUGAAAUGUUUCCACCGAGUAACCCGGACCCAACAGCUCCUAUUGCUUUGGGUGUAACCACCACGCUUAAAUCACUUUUCAUCAUUUCUAUCCCGGACCGCGUCCCGCACGGAAUUCGCAACCACAUCUUUCCUGGACUCAAAGUCCUGCGAAGCGAGUACUGUCAUUCGACAGAACAAAAUCUGAGGUGGCUAAGUUGGCAAAUGCUCAAUACCGUUAAAAUCUUUAUCACUACAUACCGGUCGGGCAACAUAUACUGGCGCAGUAGGUUGAAUUCUAACGCCCUGCACACAUUUGCUAAACCUCCUAAGUUAAAACACAUAGUCUUCAUAGUUUCUUGUGGCGAGGAAACAGAGAAAUCGUCUCUGGCAAAUGCUUUUAACGGGAUUGGAAUCCAAUGCCAUUUUAUGGGGCCAAUGAAUCGGGCUGAAAUUGCAGGACCUCCCCGGUACUCCCUUGACACAAAGCUCGCAAUGGCAUAUCACGCUCCGCAUUACCCGACAAGGAAAAUACAUACCUUGGGUCACGCUUUGACCCCGAAUACCCGAAUAAGGGUUGGACCAGGGAGAUCAUGUGCGAAUUUCAAUUUGAUUCGAUAUUGCAUGUCACAAAUUAGAAAAUGGCUGAGAACUACGCCUCUAUGUUGUGAACCUCUCUACCCACCGCUUAGAACGACUUCUGCGAGCUGCGUCCCAUACCAUGGUGUCUCCCACUUUCACACAGCAAUUGACAUAUUAUUGUUUGCGAAGAUCAUUUACCCAUCCUUCCACUGCAAGGAACUAUCAUCCUCCGAUAAGUGCCUUAUACCAUGUCCUCGGCUACCGGAACGACCUCGCACCGGGCAUGGCGAACUCGGUAUCGAGGUUGAAACAAGAGAACACUAUUAUUUCAAUCAAAUUGAUACUCAUACACUGUAG
This is a messenger RNA of Melampsora larici-populina 98AG31, 1317 nucleotides long. RefSeq lists its product as uncharacterized. NCBI's taxonomy places the organism in Eukaryota, Fungi, Basidiomycota, Pucciniomycetes, Pucciniales, Melampsoraceae. The transcript has 5 exons. The coding region runs from base 1 to 1317 and encodes 438 amino acids. The record is from RefSeq and is a predicted model, not a curated record.